AUGGAGCGGCGCCCCUCGGCCCCUCCGCCGGGCCGCCCGCUGCCCCCGGCCCGCCUGUGCCUGCGGCCGCCGCGGGCCGCGGCCAAGGGGGGCCCGGGCUCCCUGGAGACGCUGCUGUGGGUCUACCGCUUCCACAGCUCCACGGAGGUGGCGCUCCGGCCCCCGCUGCUGUCCUCGCUGGAGCUCGCCGUGUCCGCGGCCCACGAGUACCUCGAGCGGCGCUUCCGAGAACUGGAGUCCCUGGAGCCGCGGGGGCGGCCGCCCACCCCCAGGGCCACCCUGGGGCUGGUGCUGAGAGAAGCCGCGUCCGGCGUCGUGAACUUCGGCGCCACCUUGGUAGAGAUCUCGGCCUUGUGGCUGCAGCAGGAGGUGCAGCGGCUCGAGGACGGCGACGAAGGCCUGGGGCUGUCCCCGGAGGCCGGAGAUCCGGGAAGGGCGCUGGCCCGGGUCGCCCUGGCCGUGGGUCAGGGGGCUUGGCGGGCCGGGGCCACGGCCGGCGCGAGCGCGCGGCUCCUGCUCCGGGGCGCGUGGCUGUGCCUGAGUGGCCGGGGCCCCCAGGGGUCCGCCUCGUUCCUGCAGCAGUGGCGACGCCAGCUGGGCCUCGGAACCCCCGAGGAACCGGGGAGCUGAGGAUCGGGGACGCAGGAGAACUCGGGGUGA
Sorex fumeus (smoky shrew) is the source of this 660-nucleotide messenger RNA. It is a transcript of the gene CUNH17orf107, whose product is annotated as chromosome unknown C17orf107 homolog. The record is from RefSeq and is a predicted model, not a curated record. Lineage: Eukaryota; Metazoa; Chordata; Mammalia; Eulipotyphla; Soricidae. The transcript is spliced from 4 exons.